Dinoponera quadriceps is the source of this 6393-nucleotide messenger RNA. RefSeq names its product coronin-7 (gene pod1). The record is from RefSeq and is a predicted model, not a curated record. Bases 376 to 4071 code for a protein of 1231 amino acids. Gene Ontology annotation, molecular function: protein binding. Lineage: Eukaryota; Metazoa; Arthropoda; Insecta; Hymenoptera; Formicidae. The transcript is spliced from 18 exons.
GGAGGGGGAAUGGAAGGGGACUUUCCUGUUUCCGGCUGUCAACCUUACAGCUUGGUAGAGCUGCGUAGAGCACGGGGACGCCUAUUUCGCCGUCGUUGCGCUGUCGUCGUCAUCGUUGUCAUCGUUGUUGCUGUGUUUAUCGUCGUUACACGUCCCCCCCGAGAUCGCGUCUAAAAGCGCGUUAGUGGACAGUCCGGUGGGCGUGGAUGCGUCUCGAUUCGCGACCAGUGAGUAUCCUCGAUUCGCAGACUUGCCGCGAUUUCGCGUCGCCGGGAGCGUCAUUGCAGCAACGCUGAGCGGCUACCCCACAUCGAACGAAAGAUUACAUGAUUUAAGCAGAGCGCAGAUAUUUGAACCCACGUUAACGAUAUCAAGAUGGCUUGGCGUUUUAAAGCAUCUAAGUAUAAAAAUGCCGCGCCGAUCGUCCCCAAGCCAGAAUCCUGCAUUCGGGAUAUUUCCGUGGGAUCUUAUCAAACUUACGGGAAUAAUAUAACAGCGUCUGCGGCAUUCAUGGCAUUUAAUGUGGAUCACAAUGGAUCCAGUUUAGCAGUAUUACCAUUAGAGGACUGCGGUAGGAAGAGUAAGACUAUGCCGUUGCUUCAUGCGCACGCAGACACCGUGACCGACAUGGAUUUCUCUCCGUUUCACGAUGGCUUACUCGCAACUGGCUCUCAAGAUUGCCUCGUAAAGCUGUGGCAUAUCCCGGAAAGUGGCUUGGAAGAGUCAUUGUGCAAUCCCGAGUGUACAUUUUCACACCGCCAACGAAGAGUGGAAACGGUAUGCUGGCAUCCUUCCGCAGAACACCUUCUGACCACUUCGUCGUUCACUAACUUAUCGCUCUGGGAUGUUCUCUCUCAGCAGGAACUCUUUUCUAACAGUGAUCACACAGAAGUGAUUCAGUCCGUGAGUUGGAAGCAGGACGGCACCGUUCUAGCGACAUCGUGUAAAGACAAACAAAUGAGGAUAAUAGAUCCUCGUGCGUCUUUGUGUAUCGUCAACUCGUGCUCGAGCCAUCAAAGUAUCAAGGAUUCCAGGGUAGUUUGGUUGAACAAUAGCGACAGAGUGCUGACCACAGGAUUCGAUGCGGCGAGACUCCGUCAAGUUUACAUCAGGGACUUGAGACACUUGAACGAGCCGGUGAAAACGUUGGAAUUGGACUGCAGCACCGGCAUUCUGAUGCCACUCUUCGAUCCCGAUACAAAUAUGCUCUUCCUUGCUGGCAAAGGAGACACCACCAUCAUGUACAUGGAGGUCAUGGAUAAAGAUCCUUACUUGGUAGAGGGUAUCCGUCACAGCGGUGAGCAAACCAAGGGAGUUUGCUUAGUUCCUAAACGAGCGUUAAAUGUAAUGCAGGCUGAAGUCAACAGACUACUGCAACUCACUUCCAACAUGGUGAUCCCGAUCAUGUAUCAGGUUCCACGGAAAACGUACAGAGACUUUCACGCGGAUAUUUAUCCGGAUACAAGUGGUUGUAUUGCACAGAACAACGCAACGUCAUGGAUUAAAGGUCAUAAUGCUUCCGUGCCAAAGAUAUCGCUAGACCCCGUUAAAAGGAACAAAGGCGAGGAACCGAUUACUGUACACAGAGGGAGCUUAGCGGUGCUCAAAGAUAAUCAACGUGACAUUAAAGUGGAACAGACGAACAGCAGCCGGCAGCCGAAGUCUCUGGUCAUUACCACGCCGAAGGGAUUCUCGAAGGCGCCGCCGCCGCCGCCGCCGGCCGUCGGUCACGCGAACGAAAACGCGGACAACAGCGUCGAGAACGACACCGAGAAGAUCGAAGACGCGAAAAAGGCGUCCGAAGCGGAGGACGACAAGAUUAAGUUGCAGAACGGAGGGCAGACCGUCCCGCCGAAACCGCUGCCCAGAGCGUCAAGAACCAACAGCAUCUCCGAGGACGAGCCGAAGCCGGUGGCGCGUCCUCGUACGUCACCGAAUCCCGGAUCGGUCGUUACGUCGGUGAAUCCUAACGCGAUCGGCGGAUACAAGCCCCGGCUCGGUCCCAAGCCGUUCCAAGCGAAGUCGAGCAGCCAGGAGUUCUCGUUCGACAAGAUCUUCUCCGUGCCGAUCGCACCGAACAACAGCGACGGCACCAACGGCUACCAGAACGAGACGAUCGGCAGCGCAGCGGCGGAGAACAGCAACGCGGAAGCGGACAAAUCGCCGACUUUCGGCAACAACGAGCGGGCGAAGGACGCGGAGAACGGCAAGAGCGAUUCCAGUUCCAUCGAGGAGGACGCGAACUCGAGCGAUUCCGGGUACAAGCCGAAGACACCGAGCACCGCGGAGAGGCGCAAGGUGUUCGAGACGAAGGUAAAGGACGAGUCGCCCGAGAACGAGGACGCCGGCAAUUUCGAGCGCGGCGCGAACAGGAACUCCAUCGCCGAGAGGCGCCGCCUCUACGAGAGCCGCUCCGUCUCGGUCACCGACAGCAAUCUCGCGGAGAAGGCGAUGGGCUCGCCCACCAUGCUGAGGCGCAGGGAUUCCUUCAAGACGAAGAGCGAGGUAAUCAAGGAGGACGAGACGAAGAAGACCAUUCCUAUACUGCGACAGCAAAGCAUGGAUCCCAGAUUGGAGAAGGUGGAGCCUGUUGCGACACCGGCUUCCAAGAGGACCUCCACGGUUUUCGGAAGAGUAUCCAAGUUCCGGCACUUGAAGGGUACUCCGGGACACAAAUCCACGCACAUCGAGAACAUACGCAACAUCAGUCGUCAAAUAUCGGGCGAAUGCGAUGGUUUUCACGCUAACCCCGAUCGAGUGGCUGUGCCGUUGAGCGGCCCGGGUGGGAAGAUAGCGGUGCUCGAGUUGAAGAAAACCGGAAGACUGCCGGACGGAGUUAUGCCGGCGUUAGUGCACGGCACUACCAUAAUGGACUUUCAGUGGGAUCCGUUUGACAAUCAGCGACUGGCAGUUGCGUGCGACGACGGGAUGAUCCGGUUGUGGGAAAUACCGGAGUCCGGCCUGGCGGAACCGACGAACGAGCCGAAGCACGUCAUAGAAGCUCAUACCGACAAGAUAUACUUGAUCAAAUUUCACCCGCUGGCGUCCAACGUCCUCGCGUCCGCCUCGUACGACAUGGCCGUCAAGAUCUGGGAUUUGUUGCUCCUUUCGUCCGCCGAUACGAUAAUAGCCAAAUUUACGCUGACCGGUCAUACGGAUCAGAUAUUCAGUUUGGCGUGGUCACCGUGCGGCCAGUAUCUUGCCAGCACGUGCAAAGACGGCAAGCUGCGAAUCUACAAGCCUCGAUCCAGCGACGUGCCGGUGAAAGAGGGGAAAGGUCCCGUAGGCACGAGAGGUGCGAGGGUCAUAUGGGCGCUCGAAGGCAAAUACCUCGUUGUGAUAGGCUUCGACAAAGUAUCCGAAAGGCAGAUCUACGUGUUCAAGAUGGAUGACUUGAACAACCCUUUGAACACCGUCGGAUUGGACGUUUCACCCGCUAUAUUGAUGCCGUAUUACGACGAGGAUAGCUCGACGCUUUUCCUAACCGGACGCGGCGAUUCUACGAUAUAUGCGUUCGAAGUGACCGAGGAACCACCGUAUUGCUGCCCGCUGAGCCAUCACAGAUGCAGCAGUCUGCACCAGGGCUUGUCAUUUCUGCCGAAAAAUAGAUGUGACGUUGCCAGUGUGGAAUUCGCCUCUGCUUUGAGGCUAACUAAUAAUACGAUAGAACCUUUGAGCUUCACUGUGCCGCGUAUAAAGAGCGAGUUAUUCCAAGACGAUCUCUUCCCUCCGACUAAAGUCACAUGGAAGCCGACCUUAUCUUCUGCUGAAUGGUUCAACGGUAGCAAUAAACAACCAUCUAGAAUAAGUCUCAAACCGCCUGGCAUGGACAAUUUGACCGAGAAUCAAUCACAGAAUGUGGUUACUACUCCUCAAAUUGCGACAAAACCGUCGUCGACCCCGUUUGGUAUUUCCGCGCAACCUUUCAAUAGACUAGGGUGGAAUCCGGACGUUAAAGCGAAACAGGAAGAGAUUCAGAAAACCAUGAGCAACUUUGUGGGAGAUGUCAUCCAAUGUUCGCUAGAGCAAGAUCACAUGGAAGGUGUCGAGGAACACGAAUGGGACGAAUAAAAGUGCAAGACCUGUGGAUAGAAUAUUUAUGUGCGAGCUAGUAAGGCAAAAAGUCUAUAAGUAUGGUUGUUUGAACCGUAAAUUAUUUAUAAGUUAGAAUUAUAUAUCGAAUGGCAAAAAGAAAAGAAAGAAAGAAACAUCGCAGUGUUACUGUGUACAGAACGAGGAGUAAUUGUAGCUGAGAAAUAUACUUCCAAGGAUUUUUUUUUUGGAAGAGGAGAAGAAGGCUAACGAUAAGCACAGUGUUUUAUAUCAAUUUACAAAAAGUGUAAUACUCAUUUUUUUAUAAAUCUAGCUCAAGGUUUUUGUAAGCCACUUGUCCAUGCAUAGAUAUAAGAAUUCAGGCCUUGUUGAGUCGCAUUGAUUUAAAGUGAACAUAGAAACGAAAUGGUCAAGAGAAUUUUUUACCAUGGUGAUGUAACGAAUGCAAUAUUUGAUAGAACACUGUUCUUACGAAGCAUAUGCGUGAUUAUAGCUCUAGUCUUGAGUCGUUUCUUUCUUAUUCUGCUUUUUCAUAUGUUUCUAGCUACACGAAUAAUUUUCUAAUAAUUAUAUACAUAUAUAUAACACAUUUGUAGAAAUUAAAUUAGAGGAUAAUUAUAUUCUAGGAUAUUGCUUGAAUUAUUGUCAAAAGAAUAGAGAAGCUUAUAUACAAUUUGACAAUAGUUUCAUAUCUGUCAUACUUAAUGAGAAUAUCAGUUUGGAAUUUCAGUGGUUUUACACAUCUAUCAUAUUUAACGGAUAUCAGUUUGGAUAAGUAACUCUUCUAUAUAUAUUCAUUACGCUUUCCAAGUACCGAGUGUGAACGAUAUCAAAUGUUUCCGAGACAAUUAUUGACGAGUCUUUCGUUUAAUUAUUUCGCCGAAUUCGCUACUUUGCCUCGGAACGAACAACACUUUCCAUGUUCGCGAGCGAGGAAACACAAUUCAGAAGAUGUGCCAUUUAUAAAGCGACAGAAGUGACAUCCAAUUCUGUUGUUGUAACAAAAGUUUGUUAGCCAGUGUUCAGCUCAGUAUUAUAUCAGUGAUGUUAGGUCUUUAACGUAAUUAUUCCUCGAUAAAGGUCGACCAUUCCAUACUGUGUUUUGAAGUGUACCCAUUGCACCAGUGCCAGAUUUAUUCCCCUUUCGGUAAUGCCAGGUGUCAAUAAUGGUCUCAAUGUAUAUGUCGUAAAUAUAAUCUAUUAUCGUAUGUGUGAUACUAGAGCGAGAAGUGAUGAUGGUCUUGUCCGCAGAAUUGCGGAGCCGAAGUUUUUUACGACAUUUCGUAUCCUCAUACGCACAUAUGAAAGAUUAUACAGGAUAAAUGCUACGCGUAUAAUAAGUAUUAAGUCCGUAAGAGUCGAUAGUUUAAUUGUAUGGCAAGAUAUAUUACGUCUGAUCGAUGUACGCUGAAUACUCUGCAAGAUUCAAACCGACAUUAACACGGAGGAAAUGACUGAUCUUUUGUACUUUUUUCAUCAGAAUAUCGAACACCGUAAUUAAUAUCUCUGGUCUUUCCUUUUUUUCUUUUUUUGGAUGAAUAAAUGAAUAUUUUAUCUCUUUCAUAUAUGCUAUGUAUAUGCAUUAGUCAUAUAAAAGAACAAUUAUGAUAGUACUGUAACCUUCGAAACGAUCAAUCACAUCAUUCCCUUUUUUUGUGAAAGACUUGAUAUCGAUGAUUGACUUUGUUAUCAUAAUUCAUAUCGGCACAUCGCUAUAUUUGAAGACCAAUAUAGAGUGCCAAAAGAAAGAUCCAAUGCAAAUAUAAUGGGAAAAAUGUCUCAAGUUUUUUUUUCUUAUAAUCUUUUUUGUAAUCUCUUUCUUCUAUAUACAAAUGUGUUAUUUUGUAAUGUGCAUAUUUUCAGCUCGUAUUAUAAUAUCUCCUCACACUGAAAAGUAUUGGAAAAUCUUUUAUACGUGUCGCAACAAUAGGGAAUAAGGUAAAAUUUGAUUAAAACUUGUCUCCGCCAUUCAUGUCGCCAAUACUAUUGGUUUUUGCUUUACAGAAUAAAGCAGAUAUAUAAUAUAUAUAUCUGCUAUGUAUUUUAAAAUAAUUAUUUUCAUCGAAUUAUUUUAAAUCUAGCGCGUUAUACAUGCACACAAUUACAGAUUUUACUGUGGAUUAUGAGUAAAUAAUUAUGCAAUCUCUUGCGGCAAAAAGAUUUGAGAUUGAGGUUUAUAUUAAAACGUAUGAGACUGUUACAUUUCUCGCGACUCAAUCCCGAAUCUUUCCUCGAAAAGUAUAAAUGAUUGUUGUUUGAAUAAUUUUAUCAUGUAACAAUGUACCUUUGUAUCAAUCGUAACUUUCAUGUAUUUCAGCUAUAAAACCUUUUUAUUAAACA